Aspergillus udagawae is the source of this 1845-nucleotide messenger RNA. RefSeq lists its product as uncharacterized. The transcript is spliced from 2 exons. Bases 1 to 1845 code for a protein of 614 amino acids. Lineage: Eukaryota; Fungi; Ascomycota; Eurotiomycetes; Eurotiales; Aspergillaceae. Gene Ontology annotation, molecular function: protein binding. The record is from RefSeq and is a predicted model, not a curated record.
AUGACAUCUGUCACUGCGAGUCCCCCUGUAGGAGCCCAAGGCUCAAAAGCUUCACCACAAGAGGCCCCAGGACGAUCAUACGAUGAUGGCAUGUACCGUUCUGGUAAUGUUCGACUGGCUGUCGUUGCAGAUCCUCCCACCAAAGAACUUGGCAACACAGUGACGAAGCCAAGCGCGACAGCAGGCGCAUUGCUUGACGCACAGGGCUCGACCGAGCCUGGAAUGCUUCGUGGAACAAUAACAGACACCCUGCCCGACCCCAAGGCCGCUGCUGUAAAAGCCGCGACCCUUCCGUCAGAAGCCCCCUUGGAUCUGCGACAAGGACAUUUCGACCAUCCGCUUCAACUUGCUGCCACGAUGACUACCUCGACAACGACAACAGCCUCUUCGUCCACCACAUCUUCGACCACCUCUCACCACUCUACGACCCCUACUACCCUUCAUACCACCUCGAUGCCGACCUCCACCCAGCCUAGCUCUGCCACCAGCGCCUCCCAUUUCGCCUCCACUACAGCCGCCGCCGUCCCUCACCGGGAGUAUUUGACCCGUGGCGCGCAAGCCGGGAUUGUCAUCUCGGCCCUGAGCCUCGCGGUCAUCUUGAUUGGGAUGAUCUUCUGGUGGCUGCAUCGCAAGAAGCGGACUCUGCUUAAGGCCAUCCGGGGGGAAGAGGCUCCGCCCCCGACAGAGAAGCCAAAUCCUGCGUACCGAUUCGCGUCAAAUCUGUACACUAGCAGCACCUCCACGCUGGUCAAUGUAACGGAGAUAUUCAAGUCCAGCAAGGAAAAGUCACCGUCUAUCAACGACACAAGCAGCAGCAUUUACUCCACCAACCAGACACGAAGCAAUCUGUUCACCCUCGCAGCGGACAAGGUCAGGCCUUUACGAGGCAAAAAACAACUCCCCGACAGGCGCAGCCGCUAUUCCCACGGCUACAUCUUUGCACAGGAGUUCGAGCACAUCCCCCCACCACCGCCGACGCGGCUGCAAAAGAUUGUCGCCGGUCUAUACGCCAACGGUUCGUCGACGGUCAAAUCAGUAACGGCGACGUUCAAAACGCAGUCUCCGCCGCCGCCGAAAGACAACGCGUCCUCAACGUGGAGCUCCUUGAGCAGUCGCAACCCAUACGCGCGCGCCUACGACAGCUACCCGCCAGCGCAUCCGUUUCAGCCUCCAUGCGACAUCAGCGAUGAUCUGGACCUGGUCAAGGUGCGGAGUGUGUCCUCCGGCACUGUCGCCAUGAGUAACCCCGCAGAGAUCGGGGUCGACGCCUUGGCAGGCCGUAUCUCGCAAGAAGGCGCGCACCAAGAGGCUGUCAGGGAGUCCAGCCCCUCGCCGUCGCAGUCCACCACCGCUCCAUGCCAGCGGCAGUCACCGCCACCACAGACCUCGCGGGAGGGAAGCCCCGCACAUUCUGGGCGGGCGCCGUCGCAGACCCAGCUGGAGGUGCCGUCGGUGAAACUAUGGACAAAGCAGGUGUACCGCGUCGAAAUGGAAUUCACGUCCCGCAGCGACGGCCAGCUGCAGGUUGGCGAGGGCCAGAUGGUCUGCCUGGAGCAGCUCUUUGACGACGGAUGGGCACUGUGUACCCUGACCGACACCGAAAAACACGGCCUCCUCCCCCGCGCCUGCCUCUCCACCUGGCCCAUCAAGGAACGCCGGCACUAUGCGUCCAGUAGCAGCACCUCAGAGCGUGCCCUGGGCGUCUCUCCCACAGACUCUCAGUCCUUCCGGUUCUACCGACAACAGUCUCGACCGGGGACCCCAAAGCCAGCCCCCGAGUCCAAACCGCCGAGCGUGAAGAAGCAGUCGAUCUCGCCUACGCUGUCGACCUUCUUCCGUCUGUAG